Molecule: messenger RNA, 2357 nt
Organism: Belonocnema kinseyi
Lineage: Eukaryota; Metazoa; Arthropoda; Insecta; Hymenoptera; Cynipidae
Product: glucose dehydrogenase [FAD, quinone]-like
Exons: 13
Coding region: 360-2138 (592 amino acids)
Molecular function (GO): ecdysone oxidase activity; flavin adenine dinucleotide binding
Source: RefSeq, a predicted model, not a curated record
CCUUAAAAUUUGCAGAGGUGGCGCUGCUGUUUCGUGAUAUCGAGGAUGUGAAAUAAAACUUGAAAGCAAAAGCAUGUCUAGCAGACAGCUUGCCGCAAAUAGAAACAGUUCAAGAAAAUAAAAGCAGAAAAAUGUCGAAAAGUGCUAGAGUGAUAUAUGAUAAAUAUUAGCAAUUAAACCUUUUCAUGAAUUAUGUACUCGGUAUCCUCAUUUAUGGUGCCACCCAAAUGAUUAUAUACGUAUGACUGAUAGUGAAGAAUUGAAAAUGUCCUGUAAAAGUAAUAAGCAGGAUUCCCAACUAUUCCGACCAAAAUCGGCAAGUACAAAGAUUUUCAAAAAGACGUGACCAACUUUCAAAUAUGGAAUUGAUUUAUUUAGUAAGAUAUUGUUCCUUCAUAAUAUACAAUUUAGGGGUAUAUUUGUUCGUUUAUUAUUUGAGUAUUUCAAACACGUGGGAUAAUUACAAAGAUUGGCUGUUUAAUGACAUCCAAGAUAGUAAAGUCUACGAAUACAUAAUUGUGGGAGCUGGGAGUGCAGGAUCUGUCAUUGCAUCGAGAUUAUCGGAAGAUGGGCACAAGGUUUUAUUGAUUGAGGCUGGUGGAAUGCCUCCUUUUUUCGUAAAUGUGCCAGUUAUCACUCCUGCCCUCCAGGAAAGUGUUUAUGAUUGGCGAUAUGUCACAACUGCUCAAAUCGAAGCCUGUAAAGGCCUAACUAAUAACCAAAGUAUUUGGCCUAGGGGAAAAAUGUUUGGAGGAACUAGUCGAUUAAAUUAUAUGGUAUGUGUUCGAGGACAUCCUUAUGAUUUUAAAGAACUUUUUCCAGAUUAUAGAGAAUCAACUGUGGACGGUGGAAUUUUAAAUGCAGAUGAUUUGAUUUGGUCCUCGAGUCUUACAGAAGGUGUUCUGAAAGGUGCUGCUGAAAUGGGAUACCCAGUACAAGAUAUAAAUAAAGGACAUUCUACUGGUUUCAUGCAACCAAAAGUAUUUAUGAAAAAUGGUGAACGAUGGAGUUCCGACCGUAUUUUUGAAAAUAGGAAUAAAAAGGAAUUGUCAAUCAUUACGAACGCUCAAGUCAACAGAGUCCUCUUUGAAUCAAAGAAAGCUGUAGGAAUAGAAUUUUCGAAACUGAAGAAUAGUUUCAAAGCUUUUGCAACUAAAGGAGUUAUUUUAAGUGCGGGGGCGAUUGGCACUCCACAAAUUUUAAUGCUUUCUGGGGUUGGACCAAAACAACAUUUAGCAGAGUUAAAGAUUGACAUUGUCUCAGAUCUACCAGUUGGUCAAAACUUAAUGGAUCACGUAAUCACUGGUAUGGAUUUAGUGAUACUCAAUUCCAGUCAACCAGUUAGUCUUAUCGAAUUCUUUAAUCCUCUUUCGAUGAUGGAAUAUUUUGUCCACCAUAAAGGUUUAUGGAGUUAUAAUGGAGUCGACGUGAUCGGAACUUUUCACAGUUCACUUCAAAAAAACAAAUCUGCAGCUCCGGAUUUAGAAUUGAUGGUAAUGCCGAUUGGGAUUUCGCAAGAUAAUGGAUAUGCUUGGAGAAAAGCGAUGGGAAUCUCCGAUGAGGUCUUUAAAGAAUAUUUUGCACCCCUUGCAUAUCAAAAUGCAGUUACCUUAGCACCAGUUUUAUUGCACCCGAAAAGUUUAGGCGAAAUUAAACUCCGAAGUAAAAAUCCCAAAGAUCCUCCUAUAAUCGAUCCCAAAUAUUUGUCUCAUAGAGAUGACGUUCGAAUUCUAAUCGAUGGAAUUAAAUUCGUUAAAAAAUUGAUAGGUACAAAAGCUAUGCAAAAGUUAGGAGCUACCCUUUAUCGAAAACCUUUCCCUGGUUGUGAAGAACAAUCUUUUGAUACUGACGAGUAUUGGGAGUGCUACGUCCGUCAUUUGACUUUAACUUGCUAUCAUCCAGCGGGAACAUCUAGUAUAGGAAAAGUUGUGGAUGAAUCAUUUAGAGUUUACAACACAAGAAAUUUAUUUGUUGUCGACGCUUCUGUACUUCCAGUUCUGCCUAGUGGAAAUAUCAACGCAGCUGUUUUAAUGAUUGCAGAAAAAGCGGCACGAUUAUUCCGGCAAAGUAAAAAAGAUUCAUUAGCGCAAUUAUCUCGCAAGUGUUCCGUCUAUGAUGUUUUCCUCUUUUGUACAUAAUAUAUUUUUAAAUCAACUCUUGUUAUACCUAUAUUAUACACAAAGUGUAGGAUUUCUUUUUAAGCUUUCACAACAAUAAUUUGUAUUCGUAAAAGAGAAGUGUUUUUGUUAAUGGGCAAUUCCAAACUUUUGCUAUUGUAUUUUUGCCCGAACCAACGUUGAAGAUUUCUAAACAAUAUAUUGUAAAACGCAUUUUUGGUAAAAUUUUUAGGAAAUAUU